Messenger RNA from Macroventuria anomochaeta, 702 nucleotides. RefSeq lists its product as uncharacterized. Bases 13 to 549 code for a protein of 178 amino acids. The record is from RefSeq and is a predicted model, not a curated record. NCBI's taxonomy places the organism in Eukaryota, Fungi, Ascomycota, Dothideomycetes, Pleosporales, Didymellaceae. Gene Ontology annotation, molecular function: nucleic acid binding. The transcript has a single exon.
GCAGCGACUGAAAUGGACUUUGGAGUAUCUGGGAGAACCCUGAAAUGUCACAUGGGUUCCAUGGAUUGGCACAAGUGUGUGGCUUGUAGCAAGGGGUGGGUAUCAAAAAGAAAUGCUGAGAACCAUGUGCUAUACUCUGAGACUAUGCUGGUUCCUAAACUAGAGCCUGAAGAUUGGUGCAAUGUACGCUUCCCUGAUGAGGUUCACUGGCACGUUGGUCCACAAGGCAAGAUGCGUAUACUCAGGAAACCAGGAGAGAGGUACUGUGCAGACUAUAUACAAGAGCAGAUCACUCGGAAUGACAAGAAGAACUGGGAAGCAGCACACACAUGGGCAGCAGUGGGUUACAACUUCAAGAGUGACCUUACCUUCUACAACACAAUUGGCAACAAGAAUGGCAAGCUAUCCCUCCCGGUAUACAGAGAUCAAAUUCUUGAGCCUAUGGUCUUGCCCUGGCUCAAAAGAGGAGACAACUUUAUCCUAGCGGAAGACAAUAAUAGUGGCCAUGGGGGAGGUUCUGCCAACAAUAUUGUGGCUAUGCGGAAGUAGAAAAUUGGGCUCAACUACUUCUUCAACUGUCCCAAUUCACCAGACCUAUCCCCGAUUGAGGACUGCUGGUAGCCUGUAAAGCAAUAUCUCAAGAAAUUUCCUCAUUAGGAUGAAUUUGAGACCAGAGAGCUUGCCUAUGAGGGCUGGAAUGAC